GAGCCCAUGAGCUUGGAACCGCACUCCUGCCUUCCCGAUUCCAAGGUUCUUCACCCACUUGCCAUCUUUAUCCACGGUUCGAACUUGCGGGAGAGGCCUCAUUUCCACCUUCCUUAAUCAGGCUACUCCAAUCGCAAAUCUAGCCUUUCGUCUUGUUGGUCAAGCGCACGACACAACGAUAAGCGCGUACAACUUCAAUCCCCCACGCCCACUCUUACCACCUCACACGACACCCUGCGAAACCCUGCGCAUCCCCAUCGCAAAAAUGGCAAACACAGGCAGUUCCUUCGCGACAUACAUGAUCGUCGGCCCGACAUGUUUCUUCCUGGGCAUCCUUUUUGCCUCGCUACCCUACGACUACAACGUCCUCUGGUCAACACCCGACGACCGCUCGCUAUACUUCAACAUCCUAGAGGACCACCUUAAGUUCCUCUACGCAUCCCCGCCCAUCAUCUCCCGCAUUCUCAACAUCGUAAUCGGCACCGGCAUCAUUGGCUUCUUGUGGAAGCUCUUCAAGCCCAGCCAAGCAAACAUGCUGUUCGAUGGCGCAUCCCUGGUCCUGUACAUGGCAGGCAUCACGGUAUACUUGACGAACAUCGUCAAGGGGUUCCGAGUCGUAACAGCGGGGAUCUACGGCGUGGGCGUCGAUGUGGAGGAUGGCGGAGCGGAGGAUUACAUCUCGAGGGAGGACACGUUGAGGGUGUUCGCGGCUAGUAAUACGAUCUUGGCGCUUGUGUUAGUCGGCGUUUUGGUGCUGCAGGCGGGGCAGUGGUAUGCCAAGAGGGCCGAGGAGAAGGAGAUUGAGGAGAUUGAGAAGAAGGCUGAUGAGAAGCGGGGAGCGGGGAAGAAGAAGCAGUGAGCGGGCGUGUGAAUCGAGUAGGGUGAUAUUGCAUGCGGAUAUGCUUUGGAUUUUGGUUUGGCAUGUUUGGACACGCUGCGAUGAGUUGGG
Molecule: messenger RNA, 949 nt
Organism: Dothidotthia symphoricarpi CBS 119687
Lineage: Eukaryota; Fungi; Ascomycota; Dothideomycetes; Pleosporales; Dothidotthiaceae
Product: Shr3 amino acid permease chaperone
Exons: 2
Coding region: 266-859 (197 amino acids)
Biological process (GO): endoplasmic reticulum to Golgi vesicle-mediated transport
Cellular component (GO): endoplasmic reticulum membrane
Source: RefSeq, a predicted model, not a curated record